AUGUCUCAGGAAUGCACUUCUUUUAUCGUCGACGGAUGCCAUUCCUUAAUUCAAUCAAAACAAUAUAAUUCUAUUAUCGAAUAUUUAAAAUUUGUACUUAUAGAGAAAUGUAAGAAGAUGAGAAAGACUGACUAUGUCAGUCUAUAUAUAUGUAACACAUACAAUGUUAUAAAUGACCAAGACAUCGAAGAUAUAGUCCAGUUAUGUUCCUGUAUGGCACCAGUAAAUGGCCAGUUAAUGCAUUCUUUAAUUUUUGGUCUCACUAAAUAUAACAAUUUAGAUGAAAUAAGAGCGGUAGAUGAAGGUGGACAGACGGUAAUUAAGACCAUACUUCUAUCUGCUAUUCAAAUAAGAGAAAAGUUUAACAAUAAAAGAAUAAAAAAACAGAUAGUGAUAUUUUCUGACAAUCUAGACAAUCUCGAUAUAGAAGUGGAUGAAUUGGAUCUUGUUAAGGAUCAACUAGGUGAUAUAAAGUUAAUUUUAGUCAACUGUUCAUCUUCAACAGGUAUUUGUGAGAGUGGUCAAUGGGAUCAAAUUAUAAAAUAUCAAAAUAAAUAUGGAAUUGAUUCAAAUGUUGUUUCACUUGAAGGUUUGGUGAAAAAAAUAGAUGAAAUACAACUUCCUUUGGUUAAGCCAGUUAGAAUAUUUUCUGGUGAAUUAAGAUUUGGUGCAAAUGUUGAAGAUAUCACCAGUUCAGAUUUAAGGAUCCGUGAAAAAUUUUUUAAAGAUAAGUUUUCUUUAUGUAUAACUGUAGAAGGAUAUCCUGCUACUAAGACUGUAUCUGGUUUAAACAGAAAGGUUAUGCUUAAGCAAUCUAGAGAACCACAAGGUGAUGAUAGUAAACAAUACGAAUACCUCCCUGUAAAAUCUAUCAUUGAAUAUGAAAUUUUACGAUCUCAGACCACAGAUAAAACAACUGAAUCACAAGAUGAUACCAUAAAAAUAAAGAAGGAGAUAAAAGAAGAAAUGAAAAUUAAAAUAAAAAGUGAAGAAAAUAAAAACAACGAAAAAUCAAAUAAUAUUGCAGUAGGAAUUAAAAAUAUUACUAAGGCAUAUAGAUACGGAUCAGAUUAUGUGGUAUUGCCUCCCACAUUAUCGGAAGAAAUGGGGUACCAUGCAGCCCCUGGAUUAGAUAUUAGAGGAUUUGCAUCGAGAUUAUCUUUACCAAGACAAUAUUUAACCUCAGAGUCAACAAUGAUUAUACCUGAUACAAGAUUAGGUAAUAAGGCAGAUAUACGUUCAUUUAGUACUCUUGUUGAUGUGAUGUUAAAACACGAUAAGAUUGCGAUUGCACGAUAUGUCAGUAAAUUUAACGGAGAAGUUAGUAUGGUAUGUUUGUGUCCUUUAUUAGUUAGUAAUUCAGAUAUUUCGACAUCAAAUUACCUGCCUAAUUUUAAUUCAGAUGAAUCUGACGUUAACUAUAAUGCACAUACCAGAGUAAUGAUAUUAAAUGUCUUACCAUAUAUGGAGGAUGAAAAACAUAUGAUAUUUCCCUCAUUAUUAAAUCCACGUACAUCAAGUGGUAAGAUUAAGAAAGAAGAAAAUGAAUUAGAUGAUGACCUAAUGCAAAAAUUCAUUAAUUCGAUGGAUACAGAUGAUAAUGCAUCGUUAGAUAAUGCUUUAUUAUAUCGACAUUACAGCGAACUUAAUAACCGACAUAAUACAAGCAUUCUAUUACCAGAAAACAACAGUACAAAUAGUUUAUUAAACAAUGACCCAACAUUAAAGCCACACGUAACAUUGCAUUAUAAAAACCUUGUAUUGCAUGAGUGGGUAAAACAAAAGUACUUAUCUCAAGAUGCUACUUUCAAAAAAUUUGAGUUGCCUCAGUUUCCUGAAUUACUGAAAGAUGAAACUACGCCUUAUGUUAAUAUUCAAAAGCAAUUAAGUGAAGAAGAUAAAAAUAAGAUAAAAGAAGCUUGGCAAACACAAGAAGGUGAGUUAUUGACUUUGACACAGGACCAGAAAAGUUCAGAUUCAUUAAAGUAUUGGUUAGCUACUGAGUUAGGACCAUCUCAAUUUGAUCUUGACUAA
Arxiozyma heterogenica is the source of this 2034-nucleotide messenger RNA. It is a transcript of the gene YKU80, whose product is annotated as ATP-dependent DNA helicase YKU80. The record is from RefSeq and is a predicted model, not a curated record. Gene Ontology annotation, molecular function: telomeric repeat DNA binding; double-stranded DNA binding. Lineage: Eukaryota; Fungi; Ascomycota; Saccharomycetes; Saccharomycetales; Saccharomycetaceae. Gene Ontology annotation, biological process: double-strand break repair via nonhomologous end joining; telomere maintenance. Gene Ontology annotation, cellular component: Ku70:Ku80 complex. The transcript has a single exon. Bases 1 to 2034 code for a protein of 677 amino acids.